Molecule: messenger RNA, 817 nt
Organism: Sarcophilus harrisii (Tasmanian devil)
Lineage: Eukaryota; Metazoa; Chordata; Mammalia; Dasyuromorphia; Dasyuridae
Gene: CKS1B
Product: CDC28 protein kinase regulatory subunit 1B
Exons: 3
Coding region: 97-336 (79 amino acids)
Biological process (GO): regulation of mitotic cell cycle
Cellular component (GO): SCF ubiquitin ligase complex; cyclin-dependent protein kinase holoenzyme complex
Molecular function (GO): cyclin-dependent protein serine/threonine kinase activator activity; protein kinase binding; ubiquitin binding
Source: RefSeq, a predicted model, not a curated record
GUUUGAAAGCGAGGCCCCGUAGAAUUGUGGUGCGCGCGCGUAGCUGUUGUUAGGCGGUUGGUGGCGCGGGGUUGGGGUCCCCGGGGAGGAGCGGACAUGUCGCAUAAACAAAUUUACUAUUCGGACAAAUACGACGAUGAGGAGUUCGAGUACCGACACGUCAUGUUGCCCAAGGACAUAGCCAAACUGGUCCCUAAGACCCAUUUGAUGACUGAGUCUGAGUGGAGGAACCUUGGUGUCCAGCAGAGUCAGGGAUGGGUCCAUUACAUGAUCCAUGAACCAGAGCCUCACAUCUUGCUGUUCCGGCGGCCACUGCCCAAGAAGCCUAAGAAGUGAAAGAGCAUACCACUUCUUUUCCAAGCUGUACAUAGCUGUCCUUAUCUGCUAACAUCUUUCUGCUAAUAGUGUUGCCUUCUUGUUUCUCACUUGGGAUAUUUAAGGGAUGUUUAAUACACUGUUUGAAAGUGCUGGUGACUCUCUUAUUUCUUGAGCAAAGCUGACAUCACCACCACCACCACCCCAUCUGGUGCUCUGAUGAAUGUAACUUCAGCUGAUCUUUGCCUCCAAAAGGCAAGCUCUGUAUCAAGCUGAACACAUUGGGUAGAUGGACAAAGUAUCAAGAGUGACUGAAGACUCAUCACUGCUUAGUUGUGGGCCUUGUAUAAUUGUUGCUAUUUGUGUUGUUUUUUCUCUGCCAAGUUAUGUGCAAGAUGACUUAAUGGAUUUAAAUUUUCAUUUGUUGGAAACUUUCCAGUUUAUUCAAGAAAUGUCUGUUCUGUUUAAAUCCCUUGAAUAAAGAGGAAGUUUUUGUAAUUCA